Molecule: messenger RNA, 2415 nt
Organism: Eremothecium cymbalariae DBVPG#7215
Lineage: Eukaryota; Fungi; Ascomycota; Saccharomycetes; Saccharomycetales; Saccharomycetaceae
Gene: YTA12
Product: m-AAA protease subunit YTA12
Exons: 1
Coding region: 1-2415 (804 amino acids)
Biological process (GO): mitochondrial protein processing; protein-containing complex assembly
Cellular component (GO): membrane; m-AAA complex
Molecular function (GO): metalloendopeptidase activity; ATP binding; ATP hydrolysis activity
Source: RefSeq, a predicted model, not a curated record
AUGCGCUUGCUAUUAGGGGCUUGCAGAAACGUCAAUACUUGGCGGUUUUCUGGUCGUUUUGGGCACAGGGUUGCUUUUUUACGUGCCUCUUGUCUGAUUAAUCAACAUCAAGGACGAUUACUGCACACCUGUCAAACCAUCUACGAGAAGAAGAAGAAGGAUGAAAGCAAUGAAUAUGACAAGGAAUGCACUCAGGAAGAAAUGGAGGCACUUAAGAAAGAUAUAUUUCGGCACAUAAGGGAUGCCAAUGCAAGUAAGCCUAGUGAUAAAGAAGCCAGCCAAAGGAAAAUUACUGAAAGUAUUAAGCGGCUCGAAGAGACAAUCAAGAAGCAGCAAAGUCAGCAGGAACAAGAUACAGAAAGUGAGCCCAGUGCUUUCAAGCAGGCACAAAAAGAGUCUGAGGAGAUGUACAGAAAGGCUGCUGAUGAAAAGAUGAAGCAAAACAAGGAUUUCAAUGGCAUGUUGAACAAUCAAAACCCAGCCCCAAUGGUUGUUAAUAUCAAUCUUUUUAAAAUGGGUCUAUUGAUGUUGGUUCUAUCCUUUAUCUUGAGUAGAUUUGAAACUUUUGAGCAAAAAAAGGAAUUGACAUGGCAGGAAUUCCGUAAACAGCUAUUAUUUAAUGGCUACGUAUCGAAAUUGAUUGUUAUCAACAAGUCAUCUGUGAAGGUAAUUUUGAAUGACAGCGGCAAAAACCAUUUACAACACACAGGUAUUGACUCUUACUACUUUACUAUUGGAUCUGUUGAAAGUUUUGAACGUAAAAUAAAAGAAGCUCAAGAUGAAUUGAAAAUUUCCGAAGAGUUCAGGAUUCCUAUCGUAUACACUCAGGAGGGAAGCUGGAGUAAAGCUAUUUUUCAAAUCAUGCCCACAGCUCUGUUGAUUGCAGGCUUAAUCUGGAUUAGCACUAGGUCCAUGAAUUCUGCAGGCGGUGGCCCUGAGGGCAUGUUUAAUGUUGGCAAAUCGAAAGCUCGUAGAUUUAAUCAAGAUACAGCUAUCAAGGUAAAAUUUAAAGAUGUUGCUGGUUGUGAUGAGGCAAAAGAGGAAAUCAUGGAGUUUGUCAGCUUUUUAAAGCAGCCCUCACGUUAUGAGAAGAUGGGAGCCAAAAUCCCAAGAGGAGCCAUAUUGUCUGGUCCUCCAGGUACUGGUAAGACUUUACUGGCUAAAGCCACCGCUGGUGAAGCAGGAGUUCCCUUUUUCUCAGUUUCCGGCUCUGAAUUUGUAGAAAUGUUCGUUGGUGUUGGUGCAUCAAGGGUUCGUGACCUAUUUAAGACUGCAAGAGAGAACGCUCCAGCUAUCGUGUUUGUGGACGAAAUCGACGCUAUUGGUAAGGCUAGGCAAAAAGGCAACUUCUCUGGUGCCAACGAUGAAAGGGAAAAUACAUUAAAUCAACUGUUGGUUGAAAUGGAUGGCUUUACCCCCUCUGAUCAUGUUGUUGUAUUAGCUGGUACCAACAGACCUGAUGUACUAGACCAGGCACUGUUAAGGCCGGGAAGAUUUGACAGGCACAUCAAUAUUGAUAAGCCCGAGUUAGAAGGGCGAAAAGAAAUAUUCAAGGUCCAUCUUUCGAAAAUUACCUUGGCCGAGGAUAUCGUGGAUUUAGAAAACAGACUUGCUGCCUUAACACCCGGUUUUUCUGGAGCUGAUAUAGCCAACGUUUGCAAUGAGGCUGCUCUAGUUGCUGCUAGGGGUGAUAAUUCUUCAGUUAAAUUGGAGCAUUUUGAACAUGCUAUCGAAAGAGUUAUCGGUGGUGUAGAGCGCAAAUCUAAGGUGCUUUCCCCCGAAGAGAAGAAAGUGGUUGCAUAUCAUGAGGCCGGACACGCUAUAUGUGGUUGGUACCUAGAAUAUGCGGAUCCAUUACUAAAGGUUAGUAUAAUACCCCGUAGUCAGGGCGCCCUAGGAUACGCCCAGUACUUACCUGGCGACGUGUACUUGCUCAACCAGCAGCAGCUCAUGGACAGGAUGACAAUGACACUUGGUGGAAGAGUUUCUGAGGAGCUUCAUUUGCCAACUGUCAGCAGCGGUGCUUCCGAUGAUUUCAAGAAAGUAACACGAAUGGCCACAGCAAUGGUCACCGAAUUGGGUAUGAGCAAUAAAGUUGGAUGGGUUAAUUACACUCGGAAAAACGAAAGCGAUUUGACUAAGCCAUUUUCGGAGGAGACAGCUUCCAUUGUAGACUCAGAGGUGUAUCGUCUUGUAGAGGAGUGCCACGAUAGGUGUGCCUCAUUAUUAAAAGAAAAAGCCCACGAGCUGGAGAAGGUUGCUCAGUUACUUCUCAGGCAAGAAGUAUUAACUCGCGAAGAUAUGAUCCGUCUCCUUGGCAAGCGCCCAUUCCCGGAAAGAAAUGAUGCAUUUGACAAGUACUUAAAUCAAAGGCAACCCGAAUCGCCCACCGGGCACCCUACUACCAGUCCUUGA